Molecule: messenger RNA, 1347 nt
Organism: Tigriopus californicus
Lineage: Eukaryota; Metazoa; Arthropoda; Copepoda; Harpacticoida; Harpacticidae
Cellular component (GO): extracellular matrix
Source: RefSeq, a predicted model, not a curated record
AUGGGCGUGCGUGCAAAAGCCACGAACAACAAGCACACCGUUAAAAAUCGCUUUCAAAAACUGAGCCAUUGCUUAACAAAAUUUCAGGCUUUUGUUGCUAUCAUCUCCGCUUUGGCUUUGGCCACCGCUGACCAAUCCAGCCAUCAAACCAUCAAGCACGGCAAUGCUCCGGCUGUCCACUCCUCCAUCCACAAGCCCCAAUGUGGCUCUCAUGCCCAUGUGGUGAGCCAACCCUCCGCUCAGCCCAAUGAGGUCAACGGCUACAACGAGGAGAAGUACACCGCCGCUGCCCACGCUCCCACCACGAAGUCCGCACUCCCGCCUAUCACCAACCCCGCUUACAAGCCCGCUCCCUACCACCCAGCUCCCGCAUAUAAGCCCGCUCCUUAUCACCCUGCUCCCGCUUACAAACCUGCACCUUACAAACCGCCUCUUCUUAUAAGCCCACCCCUGCCUACAAGCCCGCUCCAUACCACCCUGCCCCCUCUUUAUAAGCCUGCCCCUUACCACCCCGCUCCCGCUCAUGGUCAUGGUGAUGAGUAUGAAACCGCCCCCGUCUACCAAUACGGUUAUGCUGUGGCUGAUGACUAUUCCGGUGCCAACUUUGCCCAAAACGAGAACCGUGACAACUAUGCCACCAACGGCGAGUACCGUGUGGCCCUUCCCGAUGGUCGCACCCAAAUUGUGAGCUACAACGUGGCCGAUGCUUAUUCCGGUUAUGUGGCUGAUGUCAGAUACGAAGGAGAGGCCAAGUAUGAGCCAUACCACCCAUCCCCCAAGCCGGCUUACCACCCUGCUCCCACUUACGCCUAAACGCCUUAGCCUAUCUUGUUGAUGAUAUUUAUUGCAAAGCAUAUUUAUCAAUUAAACUGGAACACCUCGUAACUAUGGGAACCAAAUCAAUAACAAGCUGGUCAAAACGUUUGUAUAAUUCAAAUAUUUUUGCCCUCAAAGUAUGUAGGUGCUCUUUUUUUGCAUACAAGAUUUGUAACAAUUGUAGUGAUCAGCCAAUUCCAGCUGACUGACAGUUCUUCUGGCUAUAUUCAGAAUGCAAAUUUCUUCCAAGCACCUUACGUCCACAAACUUUCCUGUAUCCCCCACCACAACAGUUGCAUCCUGACGUUUGGUUUUACGCCUUACCACGUGAAUAAAGAGAUGUAAACCCUACAAAUCUAAGCCUUGUAGAGGUAUUUUGCGUGGAAAAGCUUUCUACUGUUCCAUCAUUUUAUUUGUUAUUGGUCACUCCUUGAAAACAUAAAUAAAAAACAAAAAAGGAGUUGACUACUUUCCCAACAAUUUAGUUCCCUCAUCCUUUCUCACGUCGACAGCUUCUACAUCACAUGGCGC